UUAUGUAAGAAGAGUGGUCUGAAAGUUUGAGGACAGCUUGCAGCAGGCUUCAGAUACUAUUAUGUAUCUGACCUACAUACUAUUAUGUAGGUCAUAGGGAGUUUUUUUUUUUUUCUUUCACAUUACUGGGUCCAAUCCAGGGCCUCACACGUGCAAACACGCUACCUCUGAGCUACAUCCCCAACCCACUAUUGUCUUUUGAAUGGGAGUAAAUUGAUCAGGACUGAGUGAUAUCUGGCCAUGUGUAUAAUAAAAUAGACUAGAAAAGCAUGCAUUCAGUAGUUGUACUUUGGUGUGCUGGGCCAUGCAGAUGCAGAAAUAAGAGAUGCAAACAAUUUCCACUCAGUGUAAUGCAUAAUAUACCAGUGUUAGGAAACUUGGAUUGUAGUAACAAACAAGAACAUGAACUGAGGUUGUAGCAAAGAAGAAUAUGAAAAAAUGAAAUAAUAGAAUUUCCCUGUGGAUCUUGAGGUUGAUGUUAGAAAUGUAUGAGACAGCUCUUUCUGAAUCUUCUGAACCUCUAUUCUACUUUAGGAAUUAUUGAAGCACUUCACAGAUAUUAUCAGAAUACUGCUACAGAUGUGAGGCGUGUGUGGCUUUCUACAGUGGUGGAUCACUUUCAUUCAUCUUUAGGCGACAAAGGUUGGGGUUGUGGUUACAGAAAUUUCCAAAUGCUACUUUCAUCAUUACUACAGAAUGAUUCUUAUGAUUGCUUGAAAGGUAUGUCAGUUCCCUGUAUUCCAAAAAUUCAGUCUAUGAUUGAAGAUGCAUGGAAGGAAGGUUUUGAUCCUCAGGGAGCCUCUCAACUCAAUAAUAGGUUACAGGGAACAAAGGCCUGGAUUGGAGCCUGUGAAAUAUAUACACUCCUGACUUCCCUGAGGGUAAAAUGCCGUAUUAUUGAUUUUCACAAGUCAACUGGUCCUUUGGGUACACACCCUCGCUUGUUUGAAUGGAUAUUGAACUAUUACUCUUCAGAGAGGGAAGGAAAUGCAAAGGUUGUGUGUACAUCAAAACCUCCUAUCUAUCUCCAGCAUCAAGGUCAUAGUCGAACAAUUGUUGGAAUUGAAGAGAAAAAAAACCGAACAUUAUGUUUACUUAUAUUUGAUCCUGGAUGUCAUUCUCAAGAAAUGCAGAAACUAUUAAAGCAAGACAUAGAGGCUAGCAGUCUCAAACAACUUCGAAAAUCUGUGGGAAAUUUAAAACAUAAGCAAUACCAGAUAGUGGCAGUAGAGGGUGUCCUAUCUCCAGAGGAGAAAGUUGCUAGGAGACAAGCUUCUCAAAUUUUUACCGCAGAGAAGAUUCCUUGAAGAAUCAAGUAUGAUGAUUGUGGAAUUAUGCUUUGUUUUCCAAAUUCAGAUAUUGAACUCCUUAAUACAACUUCGUCUAAAUUCUCUAAGUAUUCAACACAUUUACUUUCUAUAAUAACUGUACCUUUAGUACUUCAUU
Molecule: messenger RNA, 1446 nt
Organism: Castor canadensis (American beaver)
Lineage: Eukaryota; Metazoa; Chordata; Mammalia; Rodentia; Castoridae
Source: RefSeq, a predicted model, not a curated record